Molecule: messenger RNA, 2374 nt
Organism: Myotis lucifugus (little brown bat)
Lineage: Eukaryota; Metazoa; Chordata; Mammalia; Chiroptera; Vespertilionidae
Gene: ADIPOR1
Product: adiponectin receptor 1
Exons: 10
Coding region: 559-1686 (375 amino acids)
Biological process (GO): adiponectin-activated signaling pathway
Cellular component (GO): plasma membrane
Molecular function (GO): signaling receptor activity
Source: RefSeq, a predicted model, not a curated record
AGAGGUGACGUCAGCGCUGGGCCCCCUUCCGGCGCGGGGAGCGUCCAGAUCUGGGCCGCUGGGCUGCAGGCCGCCUGCGGCGCUGCGGGAUGUAGCGCGGGCUCCGCGGGCCCCAGCUGAGCCCGUCGCCGGCGCUUACUGUCUGUUUGGGAAAGGAAAAAAAAAGACCUCCUGCUGGGACUGCUUUAGCUGGAGAAGAGCUACAAAGGACAUAAGCUUGUGAUUUUCCGCUUCAGACUCUUAAGCCAGUGACUUGGCAUCAAGUAGGAAAGCCGAGGCCCUGUUACUGCAGUUGGUAAUUUUCAGCAUCGGCCUUUUCCCAGCAGAGGGUAUCAAGAGGAGAAGACAGCUGUGUGCUCUCUUGUCUUUUCUGCUAGACUAGUCAGACCUCCGACCCCUCUCUCUCCCUCUCCUGUCUCUGUGUUGCUACAGUUUAGAAGACCAAAGUGGACAGUGGACUUUUGCUCACUAUGAUGACCUCCACUUGUCUGCCCCCUGGGGCUGAGACACCCAGCCUGUCCCCAAGCUGACGCUGCAGGGUCCUGAGGUACCAGCUAGAUGUCUUCUCACAAAGCACCGGUGGUGGCACAGGGCAAUGGGGCUCCUGCCAGUAACAGGGAGACUGACACGGUGGAGCUGGCGGAACUGGGACCCCUGCUGGAAGAGAAGGGCAAACGCGGGAUCGCUGACCCGGCCAAAGCUGAAGAAGAGCAAGCAUGCCCAGUGCCCCAGGAGGAGGAGGAGGAGGUGAGGGUCCUGACACUCCCCCUGCAAGCACACCAUGCCAUGGAGAAGAUGGAGGAGUUCGUGUAUAAGGUCUGGGAGGGACGCUGGAGGGUCAUCCCGUACGACGUGCUCCCUGACUGGCUGAAAGACAACGAUUACCUGCUCCACGGCCACAGGCCGCCCAUGCCCUCCUUCCGGGCCUGCUUCCGGAGCAUCUUCCGCAUCCACACGGAGACCGGCAACAUCUGGACCCAUCUGCUUGGUUUUGUGCUGUUUCUGUUCCUGGGAAUCUUGACCAUGCUGAGACCAAACAUGUACUUCAUGGCGCCCCUGCAGGAGAAGGUGGUGUUCGGCAUGUUCUUCCUGGGCGCAGUGCUCUGCCUCAGCUUCUCCUGGCUCUUUCACACCGUCUACUGUCACUCAGAGAAAGUCUCUCGGACUUUUUCCAAACUGGACUAUUCAGGGAUUGCCCUGCUGAUUAUGGGGAGCUUUGUCCCAUGGCUCUAUUACUCCUUCUACUGCUCCCCACAGCCACGGCUCAUCUACCUCUCCAUCAUCUGUGUCCUGGGCAUUUCCGCCAUCAUUGUGGCACAGUGGGACCGGUUUGCCACUCCUAAGCACCGGCAGACAAGAGCAGGGGUGUUCCUGGGCCUGGGUCUGAGCGGCGUCGUGCCCACCAUGCACUUUACCAUCGCCGAGGGCUUCGUCAAGGCCACCACCGUGGGCCAGAUGGGCUGGUUCUUCCUCAUGGCUGUGAUGUACAUCACCGGGGCUGGCCUCUAUGCAGCUCGAAUUCCUGAGCGCUUCUUUCCUGGAAAGUUUGACAUAUGGUUCCAGUCGCAUCAGAUUUUUCAUGUCCUGGUGGUGGCAGCAGCCUUCGUCCACUUCUAUGGGGUCUCCAACCUUCAGGAAUUCCGCUACGGCUUGGAAGGCGGCUGUACCGAUGACUCUCUUCUCUGAGCCUCCCACUCGAGGCUGGAGGGGAACUUCCCAAGUGCUUUCAAAAAUAACUUCCUUGCUGAAGUGAAAGGAAGCGUCUGAGUUGUCUGUUUCUAGAAGAAACCUCUUAGAGAAUUCAGUGCCAGCCGGCUUCAGCCCACCUUCCCGCCUCAGGGCGGGGGAUAAGCUUUCCAUGUCCCUCGCCGAGGAGGGGUGACCACUGGCCACGCCCCUCCUCAGCGAGGCAGCUCUGUCCCCUUGGCACAGAGCGUUCUGAAGCUCAUGUUGAGAUUUUAUCCCUCCUCCAACCAUUUUGGGAAAAAAUGAUGGACUGGGACUCUUCAGAAAUUCUAUUUCUGGAAGAAAAUGUCCCUCCCUUACCCCCGUCCUUACUUUGUAACCUGGCUUGGAACAGGCCAUCCAUUUUGUAGCACACUUUUCAGAAACGAUCGUAGCCGGUCCCGUCUCGGGCCUGGAUCUGACGACAGCAGGAAGAAGGCACCAACUUUGAGGCAGCAGCUAAUCAUGGAAGUGUGUCCAGGCUUCAGAUAACUUGAGUUUUAGUUUUUUUCUUGGCAGAGUAAUGUAAAAUUAAAAUGGGGAGAGAUAUUUAAUAUUUAAUACUAAGCUUUAAAAAGAAAUUUGCUAUCAUUGCUGUGUAUCCUGAUGCAAAGGCUAUGAUGAUAAUAAAAGGAAGUGCAGAGGACAA